AUGGAGCCUCUGGAGACCCCCGUCAAGGACGGCAUCCUCUACCAGCAGCACAUCAAGUUCGGCAAGAAGUCCUGGCGGAAGGUAUGGGGUCUACUCUAUGCAGGAGGCCCCUCGGGCGUGGCCCGGCUAGAGAGCUGGGAGGUCCGGGAUGGUGGCCCAGGGCCAGCAGGUGACAGGUCUGCGGGGCCUGGCCGGAGGGGAGAACGGAGGAUCAUCCGCCUGGCUGACUGCGUCUCUGUGCUACCGGCUGAUGGUGAGAACUGCCCCCGGGACACUGGUGCCUUCCUGCUCACCACCACGGAGCGAAGCCACCUGCUGGCCGCAGAGCACCGCCAGGCAUGGAUGGGACCCAUCUGUCAGCUGGCCUUCCCGGGCACAGGGGAGAGUUCCUCAGGAUCUGGGGAGGUAGACGCUCGGCAGAGGAACCUGGUCCCCAUGGAGGAGAACUCCAUCUACUCUUCCUGGCAGGAAGUGGGUGAGUUCCCGGUGGUGGUGCAGAGGACGGAGGCAGCCACCCGCUGCCAGCUGAAGGGGCCCUACCUCCUGCGGCUGGGCCAGGACGCUAUCCAGCUGAGCGAACCAGCCAACCCGCAGGCGCUCUACACCUGGCCCUACUGCUUCCUGCGAAAGUUCGGCUCCGACAAGGGCGUGUUCUCCUUUGAAGCCGGCCGCCGCUGCGACUCGGGCGAGGGCCUCUUCGCCUUCAGCAGCGCCCGCGCCCGCGACCUGUGCGGGGCCUUGGCCGCCGCCAUCGCCCGCCAGCGGGAGCGGCUCCCGGGGCCCCGGCCCUGCCCUCUGCCGCGGGCCACCUCGCUGCCCUCGCUGGAGCCUCCAGGCGAGCUGCGGGAGGGGCUCCGGCGGCCCGAGGGGCCCGGCUCGCGGAAGAUGCGCGCGGCCGAGCCCGGGCCACAGAGCCUGCCGCCGCUGCUGGGCCCCGCGGUCUCCGAGGAGCCGCCGGCAGUGCUCUACGCGUCCGUGUGCAAGCGGGCCAGCGGGCCCCCGAGCGCCGCCGCCGAACACCUGUACGAGAACUUGUGCGCGCCCGACGCCGCCUGCCGGGAGCUGGUGGAAGAGGGCCCGGGCGGCGGCAGCUCCCCGGACAGCCCCAUCUACCACAACAGCCAGGACCUGGGCUGGCCCGGCGCGGCCCACGACAGCAGCCUGGAGGCCCAGUACCGGCGCUUGCUGGAGCUGGAGCUGGCGGAUAACGGCGACGAGGCCGCGGGGUCUGGCCGCCCGGGUGCGCACUCAGGCUUCAAGGCCAAGCUGGUGACGUUUCUGAGCCGAGAGCGAAAGAAGGGCCCGGCCCCCUGCGACCGGCCCUGA
This is a messenger RNA of Budorcas taxicolor (takin), 1326 nucleotides long. RefSeq names its product docking protein 3 (gene DOK3). Bases 1 to 1326 code for a protein of 441 amino acids. Gene Ontology annotation, cellular component: cytoplasm. Gene Ontology annotation, biological process: positive regulation of MAPK cascade; cell surface receptor protein tyrosine kinase signaling pathway. The transcript is spliced from 5 exons. The record is from RefSeq and is a predicted model, not a curated record. NCBI's taxonomy places the organism in Eukaryota, Metazoa, Chordata, Mammalia, Artiodactyla, Bovidae.